Molecule: messenger RNA, 4071 nt
Organism: Eimeria tenella
Lineage: Eukaryota; Apicomplexa; Conoidasida; Eucoccidiorida; Eimeriidae
Exons: 3
Molecular function (GO): oxidoreductase activity
Source: RefSeq, a predicted model, not a curated record
CAGCUGCAGCAGCUUCUUGCUGCUGCUGGAGCCCCAGGGACAGCUGCAGCGCCUGCUGCAGAGGUCAAACAGCAGCAGAGCAACGGCUACCUUGGUGCAGCAGCUGCAGCGCCCGGGGCUCGGGCAGCAGAGGCAGCCGCAGACGCUGCUGCAGCAAAAAAGCCAGCAGCAGAUACUGCUGUUACAACAGAGCCAGCAGCCGACACUGCUGCUGCAACAGAGCCAGCAGCAGCAACAGAAGCAGCAGCAGCAACAGCAGCAGCAGAAGCGCCUGUGGGCUACCACGUGGUAAUUGUUGGGGGCGGCGUCGCCGGGCUUGCAGCAGCAGCAGUGCUGCGGCUCUUUGGGGUGUCUGUGCUAAUUGUGGAGGCAGGGCAGCAGCUGGGGGGCCGCGUGCGCACUGCUGCAAUGGAGACCUUAGCAGCAGCAGGGACGCAGCAGCAGCAGCAGCAUGACCUCAAGCAACUGAUGCUGCCGCCCAAUCGCAUGAAGACAAGCGCCGCAAAAACCAGAGAGCCCCGCUUCUGGAAGUAUGUGAUGCCUACAAGCCCGAAGCAGCAGGCCGUAGCAGCAGCAGCAGCAGCAGCAGGAGCAGCAGAGGAGGCGGGAGGUAGACGCACACGCUCGCAAAAACGAGCGGCGAGAGCAGCAGCAGCAACAGCAGCAGCAGCAGUAACGGCAGCAGCACCAAACGCAGCAAAGAAACUUGCUCGAGGCCCGGUCGAGCCCGCGUGCUCCCGGUCCGCAUCUUCUGCUGCUGCUACUGCUAGUGCUGCUGCUGCUGCGGCGGCAAAGAGUGAGAAGCAGGGGACAGCGACAGCUGCUGGUGCAGCAAAAACAGAGGCACCGGCCGCAGAGACUGCUGCACCAGCAACUGAGGAAGCAGCAGCAGCAACGCCAGCCAGUGGGAGCCCAGCAGCAGCACCUGCAGCGUCAGAAGCAGCUGCAGGACUCGAUUUGGUAGCAGCCACAAAGUGCAGCAGCAGCAGCAACAGCGCAUUGCGGAUGUGCAUUGACUUGGGCGCCAAUUGGCUCAUGAGGGACCGCAGCAGCCCGCAGUUUGUCUGGCGUUUUGCUGCGCGGCUGGGUGUGCCUUCUGUGGGUUUUUGGGGCAACUGGAGACACCGCUUCAACUGCAGCAGCCGGAGCAGCAGCAGCAGCAAACGCAGCAGCAGACGCAGCAGCAGCCUCCGCAAAGACGUCCGCGGCCGCCCCCAAGAAGCGGGUGCAGCUUCACCAACCACUCUCGCUGCAGCACCCGCGCCCUCGGCUGCUGCACCAGCAGCAGCAGCAGCAGCAGCGCCGCCAGCAGCAGCACCAGCAGCAGCACCUGCAGCAGCAGCAGCGGGGCCGGAUGGGGACAGCAACAGCGAAGGCGCAGCAAGCGGGGUGGAGGGCGGCGGGGGCGGCUGGGAGCCUCUGGUGCAUGCAGCACAAUGGCGAGAUGAUAUGGGCCAAAUAAUUCCAGCAGCAAGAAUUGCGUUUCUUAAGGACUUGCAAGAUGCUGCUCUCGUUGCUGCUACCAUGACCCAAGCUGCCAGAGACAGAGCCCUGAGAAGGGCCCCCGGCACCCACGUAAGGCUCAAGCAACAGCAACAGCAGCAGCUUUGUCAGCAGCAGCCAGGGUGGGAGCAACAGAGCCAGCAGCGGCUAAAGGGCGAAGGCAGCAGCAGCACAGGCAAAGCUGCUGCUGCUGCUGCUGCUGCUCAUGGUGAAAGCCCGCCAGCGCGUGAUGAUGCGUCAGAGGCCUCAGCAACUCCAUCGACUACCGCAACUGUCGCAGCAGCGUCAGCAUCAGACGCAUUAGCAGCAGCAGCAGCAGCCUCACCAAGAGCCGCUGCAGCAACAGCACCAGCAACAGAACCAGCAGCAGAAGCAGCAGUUGCUGCUAAACCGCGAAGUCUAGGGUCGGCACUGCGCGACGCUGUUCGCUUUAUUGUUAAAGAGCAGCACGCGCUCGGGCUGCCCAACUUGCGCGAGUUGUCCUAUGGCCGUGCUGCAUGCAGCAGCAGCAGCAGCAGCAAAAACAGCAGCAGCAAAAACAACAGCAGCACCAGCAGCAACGCGCGCAGUCGCCACUGCAAGCGGAAGCUUUCUACAGGCUCUGGAAGCAGCAACGCUCCUCAAAGUCGCAGCCGCCGCACCAGCAGCAGCAGGGCCGGCAAGCGGCAUCAAAGCAGCAGCCACCGACGCUGCGGUGAAGGAAGCAGCAGCUGCAGCAGCAGCUGCAGCAGCAAGCUUACCGCAACUGACAUCCAGAUAGUUUGGAAGAUGCUGCAGCGAUCUCUUGGCUACGUCUGCAGCUUUGACCGACUCGCAGCAGAGGCCCUAGCCCCUUUCUCUUCCGAUGAAGACGAAGCAGCACCUGCUGCUGCUGCUGCCCCUGCUGCUGCUGCUAUUGCUGCAGCAAACGGAAGCGAGCCCAUGACAGCCGCGCGACUCAGUAGAGUUUCAGCAGCAGCGGCAGCAAACGCCUCUGCUGGUGCUGCUUCCGAGGGCGCCGACGCCGCGAACUGCAGCCGCAGUGCUUCCAACAGCAGCAGCAGAGAUGGCAGGGGAAAGAGGCGCGGCGCUGCAGGCGGCGCAGCAGAAGCAGCAGCAGCAGCAGAUACAGUAGCAGCGCCAGACGCAAACGCAGCACAAGCAGCAGCAAAAGGUCACCACAGCACGAGCCAGAACACCCUGACUGAUCUAAGUAGACAGCACGGAUCCCAGUCCAGCGACGGGCUCGCGCCACCGAGCCCACCCCCGCAGCAGCAGCAGCAGCAGCGUGCGCGUCGGCCCCGCGGCGAGCCGAUUUUCUCCUUUUUGCGGGCAAAAGAUUAUCAGAUUUUGGGGCGCCUCGAAAGCCUGCGGUGCCUGCGCAGCCGCGUUGGGCCAACAGCAACUCCAACGCCGUGGGACAGAAGGGCGGAGAGCUUCGACAGGCUUUUUAUUCAGGGGUACGCGUGGCUGCCGCGGGUCCUGGUUCGGGGCUUCGACCUUCCGAGCUGCUGCCUGUUGGGCUGGAGGGUGCGGGAAGUAGAAAUGCUCCAGCAGCAGCAGCUGCAACAGCAGCAGCUGCUGCUGCAGCAACAGAAGCGGGAAAAGGAGACACCACAGAGAGCAGGAUGGGGCACAGCAUCUAGCUGCCGCGACACUGAGAAUGGAUCCCUAAAUCGAUCUCAAUCCCGAUCCCGAUCCCCGUCUUGGGACUCAACACGUUCGCGUUCGCCCUCUCAGGAGUCUGCGCUUGGCCCGACGCUGCAGCAGCAGCAGCAGCUGCAGCAGCAGCAGAAACAUGCAGCCAUCAGGGAAGCCGCUGUAGACCUGGCAAGGGCUUUGCAGGAGCAAAAGCCAGCAGGGCCAGCUGCCAACAACGCUGGUGCUCCGGAUGCUGCUGCUACGGCAGCAACAAAUAAGAUAGCUGCAGCAGCAGCAGCAGCGGCAGGGGACCCGCAGCCUCUUCAGUGGGUAUCGCCAGAAUACAACUUCAUUCGGCUCCACCUGCGCCGGCACUGCGAAGCGCCUGAGCUGCAAGAACUGCAGCAGGGGAAACCGGUGGCCUCCAAAGAGCAGCAGCAGCAGCAUCAGGCGCAGCAGCAGCAGCAACAGCAACAGCACCAGCAAGAAGAGGAAGCAGCGGAGGAGGCUUGUGUUUGGGCAAUGCGAGUCAUAGUAGCCGUGCCUAUUGGUGUCUUGCAAAACAAGUUAAUUUCGUUUUCUCCCCCCCUUCCCUCAGAGAAGCAAAAAGCCAUUAGCCGAUGGGGCUCAGGCAGCCACAACAAAGGCAUUUUGGCUGCGCGAGGGCCAGGCGUACUUCAUCAGCCCCACCUGCAGCAGGAGGUUUCAGUUCAUGAGCCUCCACCAGUUUGGAGCCCCCGGCUGUUUGGUGGCUCACGGCUUCAACUCGACGAGCUGGCUGAAGGUUCGGAGAGACAGAAACAGGCGCAUACGGGCAUUGCUGCAGCAGCAGCAGCAGCAAGAGGAGGUGAAAAACGCACGUCAGCCGAGCAAGCCAUGCAGCAGCGGCAACUGCAACGGCAUCGGAACCCCCAGUACAACCAUGCACCUGCCCAGCAAGCCGCGUAG